AACAAAUUAAGAAAAAACUAAUCCCUUAUAAAAGCAUAAAUUGACUUUAAAUUUUUUCAUUUAUACCCAAUAAUCUACGACUGAAUUUUAAAGUUACAACCUUUCAUGGCUUCCUCUCACUUUCUUUGCAGUAACCACACUUUCCCCACUUCUCAAAAUCCCUUCAGAGCCAUCCAUUUACCUCAAUUCAGACCAAAUGGGUCAUCCAAUUUUCAUUCAAACCUUCACUUUCAAAGACCCCAAUUGGUCAAACUCAGAACCGUGGUUUCUCACUCUUCCAAAAAACAACUAGAGAUUGUGUAUGAUCCUGAUGAAAGGAUAAACAAGUUAGCUGAUGUAGUUGAUAAGGAUGCUCCUCUUUCAAGGCUUACUUUGUUCUCUCCUUGCAAGAUAAAUGUUUUCUUGAGAAUAACCAACAAGAGGGAAGAUGGGUAUCAUGAUUUGGCAUCGCUAUUUCAGGUAAUAAGUCUAGGUGACAUCCUUAAGUUCUCUCUGUCACCUUCAAAUACCAAGGAUGCCUUGUCUACCAAUGUGUCUGGUGUGCCCCUUGAUGAUAGAAAUUUGAUUAUUAAGGCGCUUAAUCUUUACAGGAAGAAGACCGGUACUGAAAAGUUCUUUUGGAUUCAUUUGGAUAAAAGGGUUCCCACUGGAGCAGGGCUUGGUGGUGGGAGUAGCAAUGCUGCAACUGCACUAUGGGCUGCAAAUCAAUUCAGUGGUUGUCUCGCCUCAGAGAAAGAACUCCAAGAAUGGUCAAGUGAGAUUGGAUCAGAUGUUCCCUUCUUUUUCUCUCAGGGAGCAGCCUAUUGCACCGGUCGAGGUGAGGUUGUUGAGAAUAUUCCGCCACCAGUAUCUUUGGAUGUUCCAAUGGUUCUCAUAAAGCCUCAACAGGCUUGUUCAACUGCAGAAGUCUACAAGCGUCUACGUUUGGACCAGACUAGUAAUAUUGACCCUUCAAUAUUGCUGGAGAGGAUCUCAAGGAAUGGUAUAUCUCAAGAUGUUUGCAUUAAUGAUUUAGAACCUCCGGCAUUUGAAGUUCUUCCUUCUCUCAAACGACUGAAACAGAGAAUUACAGCAGCGGGUCGUGGAGAAUAUGAUGCUGUCUUUAUGUCAGGAAGUGGAAGCACUAUUGUUGGAAUUGGUUCACCUGAUCCUCCACAAUUUGUUUACGAUGAUGAUGAAUACCGAGACGUAUUCUUGGCAGAUGCCUAUUUUCUCACAAGAGAGGCAAAUGAGUGGUACAAAGAACCUGCUUCAAGUCCUUCUCCAUCUCAUUUACUUGUUUCUGAAUCCGUUUAAUUUAUCAUUUUGUAUAUGAUAAUAAAAUGAUGUAAUAUUCAUCUCAUUUACUUGUUUCUGAAUCUGUUAAAUUUAUCAUUUUGUAUAUGAUAAUCAAAUGAUGUAAUAUUCACAUAGUCAAUGAAAUCUGCAAAAAAAAUUAAUCAACAAAA
Messenger RNA from Cicer arietinum (chickpea), 1448 nucleotides. RefSeq names its product 4-diphosphocytidyl-2-C-methyl-D-erythritol kinase, chloroplastic. The record is from RefSeq and is a predicted model, not a curated record. Gene Ontology annotation, cellular component: chloroplast. Gene Ontology annotation, biological process: terpenoid biosynthetic process. NCBI's taxonomy places the organism in Eukaryota, Viridiplantae, Streptophyta, Magnoliopsida, Fabales, Fabaceae. Gene Ontology annotation, molecular function: ATP binding; 4-(cytidine 5'-diphospho)-2-C-methyl-D-erythritol kinase activity.